Messenger RNA from Psammomys obesus (fat sand rat), 866 nucleotides. It is a transcript of the gene Sftpc, whose product is annotated as surfactant protein C. Gene Ontology annotation, biological process: respiratory gaseous exchange by respiratory system. The transcript has 7 exons. Gene Ontology annotation, cellular component: extracellular region; alveolar lamellar body. NCBI's taxonomy places the organism in Eukaryota, Metazoa, Chordata, Mammalia, Rodentia, Muridae. The coding region runs from base 1 to 738 and encodes 245 amino acids. The record is from RefSeq and is a predicted model, not a curated record.
AUGACCCUAAAUUUGAUCCUCAGCACUAGAAGGCCAAGAUCCCUGAAUGGAGAUUAUCUCGUGGAAAGGGAUGGCCAGAUUCUUGGCUGCUGCUUGAACAGUUUGGCCUGUCAGAAGAAGAGAAGCCACAGGGCUGCAGAGGCAGAUGCCAGCAGGAGAAGCAGACAUGCCAGAAAGACACCCACGGAGAGAGGAGCAGGUGGCCUGAGGGAUUACUCAGCAGGUCCCAGGAGCCAGUUCCGCAUCCCCUGCUGCCCCGUGCAUCUCAAGCGCCUGCUCAUCGUGGUGGUGGUGGUGGUCCUUGUUGUGGUGGUGAUUGUAGGGGCCCUGCUCAUGGGCCUUCACAUGAGUCAGAAACAUACCGAGAUGGUCCUCGAGAUGAGCAUUGGAGCACCGGAAACUCAGAAACGUCUAGCCCUGAGUGAGCACGUGGACACCAUUGCUACCUUUUCCAUUGGCUCCAGUGGCAUUGUUGUGUACGACUUCCAGAGGCUCCUGACUGCCUAUAAGCCAGCUCCGGGAACCUGCUGCUAUAUCAUGAAGAUGUCUCCAGAGAACAUCCCUAGCCUUGAGGCUUUCACUAGAAAAUCCCAGAACUUCCAGGCCAAGCCCUCAGCACCCACCUCCAGGCUGGGCCAGGAGGAAGGGCAUGAUGCUGGUUCUUCCGGGAGGGACGUGGCUUUCCUAGGCCUUGCUGUGAGCACCUUGUGUGGAGAGCUGCCGCUAUAUUAUAUCUAGGACGCUUCAGGGUCGGUGGCAAACGCAGAGGGAAAGGAAAGACCCCCGGCCAAGAGUCUUUGACAGACAAGCAGGAAGCUGCUCCUGCCCAUACCCGACAGGAGAGGGUAGAAGUCCGUGGAGGAGAG